AUGACGCGGCACGCUUUAUCCGUUGUGGUGCCUCAGGUAUUUGGAAUAUGGCAUCGACAGAUGGGACUACAAUUUGGUGCUAGCACGAUCUGCUGGCUGGCUUUAAUAUCGUACGUCUGGUGUGGUGCAAACAACCUUCACAUGAGCGAUGGCGUACGAACGCAGGACAUAAUUGCGGGAGAUGUAUUUUUCGAAAUUUUAGAACCAUCUGCCCUGGAGUACACGUACCGAUUGCGACCAGCUAAAGAUUUCGGAGGAACGUUCGGAAUUUCGUAUAAAUCUCCACAAGGGAAGCUAGUACCGGCAAUACCGGCGGAUGCGUGUUCGACGAAAUUCGAGAAUGCCAAAGAGUUGAUUGGGAGUAUCGCACUCGUCGAGCGUGGCCAUUGUUCCUUUUUAACGAAGGCGAUCAAUGUAGAAGCGAUUGGUGGAGCAGCCAUAAUCGUCACAGAGUACGACACGGAGAUAGAUGACUUUGAUUACUACAUUGAAAUGGUGCAUGAUAAUACCGAUCGCGAUACGAAUAUCCCAGCGGGAUUUUUACAUGGCAAGAACGGAAUCAUUAUCCGACAAACGCUUAAAAAGAUGAAUCUACCGUACGCGAUUGUCAACAUUCCCGUGAACCUCACGUUCAUACAGCCCCAUAUGAUCAAUCAACCUCCUUGGUUACCAUGGUGA
Anopheles marshallii is the source of this 678-nucleotide messenger RNA. Its product is annotated as PRADC1-like protein. The transcript has 3 exons. Lineage: Eukaryota; Metazoa; Arthropoda; Insecta; Diptera; Culicidae. The coding region runs from base 1 to 678 and encodes 225 amino acids. The record is from RefSeq and is a predicted model, not a curated record.